GAUUUGGUCACCUCUUCCUUAUUCUCCGCGGCGCCCAUGGUCCCUCCUGUUGCCAGGGUGGUGGGCCCGGCGGCUCCCGUGUGGUGAGAGAGAGUUUUGGGGACGAUGAAGGCCCCGCACUGCUGCUGCUGCUGUCUCAGCCGCCUCCUGAACUCCGUCGUCCUCUUGCUCCUGCUGCCAGCGCUGAGCGGGCCUCUGGCGGUGCUGCUGCAGGCGGCCGAGGCCGCGCCUCCAGACCAUGGGCCGCGGACCCUGUCGCCGCUGCCGCCGGGCCCCACCGCUGCCCAGCAGCCGGGCCGUUCUCCGGCUGAAGCCACGGGGCCGCGUGCCUCAGAAGGCGGCAACGGCAGCAGCCCCGGGGCGGGGCUUGCGGCGGUCGAUCACGGAGGGAAGGCCGGCGAAGUCUCAGAGGGUGGCGGCCUCGCGGUGAGCCCCAACCCUGGCGACAAGCCCAUGACCCAGAGGGCCCUGACCGUGCUGAUGGUGGUGAGCGGCGCGGUGCUGGUGUACUUCGUGGUCAGGACGGUCAGGAUGAGAAGAAGGAACCGAAAGACUAGGAGAUAUGGAGUUUUGGACACUAACAUAGAAAAUAUGGAAUUGACACCUUUAGAACAAGAUGAUGAGGAUGAUGAUAACACCUUGUUUGACGCCAGUCAUCCUCGAAGAUAAGAAUGUGCCUUUUGAUGAGAGGACUUCAUCUUUCUACAGUGAAGAGCGGAGUUUCUACAUUUAAGGAAUAAGAAGCCACUAUAUCAAUGGGGG
Molecule: messenger RNA, 762 nt
Organism: Galeopterus variegatus (Sunda flying lemur)
Lineage: Eukaryota; Metazoa; Chordata; Mammalia; Dermoptera; Cynocephalidae
Gene: FAM174A
Product: family with sequence similarity 174, member A
Exons: 3
Coding region: 106-669 (187 amino acids)
Source: RefSeq, a predicted model, not a curated record